Heterobilharzia americana is the source of this 1665-nucleotide messenger RNA. NCBI's taxonomy places the organism in Eukaryota, Metazoa, Platyhelminthes, Trematoda, Strigeidida, Schistosomatidae. The record is from the annotation of a GenBank genome assembly.
AUGUCAACUGUAUACGUGGACCGUGGAAUGGCGUGGUGCACAGUAGUUGGUGGUUUUGUCGCCAACCUACUUCUGGGUGGUUUAGGCAAAUCGUAUAGUCUGGUUAUGGAAGCCUUUCAAGAUGUCUUUCAAUGUGGAUCAGCCUAUCUAUUUUUAGCCGGUGGUUUAAUCUAUACACUCAUGUACUGUUUGUCUUUGGUUAAUCAUCUCAUUUCCAAACGAUAUGGUAGUCGACCUGUUGUAAUGGCUGGUGCUUUCGGCUCUUGUAUAAGUUUACUAGUUGCAGCCUGUUCACCUAAUCUAACUCUUUGGGUGUUUGCCAUCGGUUUCGGAGUAGGAGCUUCAUUAUCUUGUAUCUACUUCACUGUGUUUGCUGUUGUCGGUUGUUGCUUCAAGCGUUAUCUAGGCCUGGCGAAUGGGAUUAGUGUAGCCGGUGUCAGUGUUGGUCAAAUGGUAUUCCCCUCGUUGAUCACCUAUUUAAAUGCCACAUACAGUGCUAGAGGUGGAACUGUGAUAAUGGCUGCCAUCUGUUUACACCUACUAGUCACAGCUGUAUUAAUGCCACGGCAUAUCAUCGAUCCAGAUUCACCUCCUCCUCCGCUAUCGUCAACACCGCCGGAAAAAGUGGAGUCUAGUAAGACAAAAAAACGAUUGCAUCGAAAAUUAAAGUCGAAAGAAGGCAAACAGUUGAUGUCCACCAAGGAUUUAUUAUCUGAUACACAAGAUAUCAAUGAUGGUGUUGAUGCAAAGUUGAACAAUGCAGUAGAUGAAUUUCUCUCCAAGCUAGAUGAUCAAAGAGAUAUGGUCCACUCAAUUAGUGUUGCUAAAGCAUUCGGGGAUGUUGGCGAUGUUAGUGUAUCGUUUAUAGCACCAUUGUUUGGCACUGAGUUAGCAUUGAGUGCUAGUACAGUUAAUCGAGCCAUAGCUAUUGCUGGUGUGGGUGAUUUAGUUACACGUGUUGGAGUUGGCUGGCUAACAGACAGACCAGCUUGUGUUGGUCGUCGUGGACUUCUGUUGGCUUUCACAUGGUUAAUUGAAGGUUUGAAUGCUUUUGCUUUCGCUGAACUCAAUCGAUUGUCUGGUAAAUAUGAUGCGAAUAGUUCCAGCAAUGAUGAUUCAUUAUCAUUGAAAGCGUGCUAUUUUAUCUGCUUUGCUAUUCAUGGUAUUUGUAGCGGGACAGCAAUGACACAAAUGGUUGUUGUCCUAUGCGAUUGGGUUGGCUCGUCAGAGUUGGCUCAGUCACUUGCUGUAACUAUGGUCAUUCUUGGAUUGGUCAUCUCACCGGGACAAUUUCUUAUGGGUUUUAUUGCUGACUAUACUGGCACAUACAUUUGGUCUAUGCAGAUCUGUGGUCUUAUCCUUCUAUUGGCUGGCUUUAUUCUCCUCUUGGAAUUCCCUGUUCGUCGAUUAUAUCCAACAGAUAAAAAUAAUAAUGAUAAAUUAUACAUUGAACGUUGUGUUGCCGUUGAUGAGGAUGUCGAGUCAGCAAAAGCAGCACAAGUGCAUGAUGAUGGUGUUGUCAAUGGAUCGAUUAUUAAUGGUAAGCAUCAUUCACCUAUGAUGAAUAGCAUCACCUCACCAAUGCAUGCAAAAUGGGAGAUUAUCGAUUCUGAUCGGGAAAAUACUACAGAACACUUAAAUACCACCAAGUCAAUCCAGGUCUAA